This is a messenger RNA of Rhinocladiella mackenziei CBS 650.93, 594 nucleotides long. RefSeq lists its product as uncharacterized. Lineage: Eukaryota; Fungi; Ascomycota; Eurotiomycetes; Chaetothyriales; Herpotrichiellaceae. The record is from RefSeq and is a predicted model, not a curated record. The transcript has a single exon. The coding region runs from base 1 to 594 and encodes 197 amino acids.
AUGCCUUCCGCCUGCAGAGCGAAACCAGCUCUCCUCAAGGGCUUCCGACCCUUCCUCUCUACCCAGCAAGAAGUAGAUGCCACCCAGAAGAUUCUGUCCGCGGCCUGCUCGACAACAUGCAUCUACUGCGACAUCUGGAAGCUCGCUACUCUGAUCGCGUCUCAUGUGCCUCUCUCUACCCGAUACCAUCUGUUGACCGGCACUCCCGCCAAUUCUCCCCAUUCUUCCACACCAUCCAGCCCGGUUUCGCCCUCACCCAUAUCCCGGACGACAUCACAAUCAACAACUUAUGCCCAUGUAUUGUGCGCAUCCAAGAGGAUUGAAGCCCAAUUCCAAACUCAGCGAUCUCGAUUAUCCUCCAUCCUCAGCAUUUGCACGGUCUCGGGAGCCGAUGAAACUGAAGGCCUCAGAAUGGCCCACGAUCGGUGUUCCGCAGCAGUGGAGGAUUUACUCGAUCAAGAAGAGGAACUAGAAGAAGCUCUUCUCAAAGAUCUUCAAGAGCAGCAGUAUGCCUACGAAUACGAGUAUGGCUAUGCUGGACAAUACGGACAUUCACACGAAAGAAGACCCAGCAUGAUCCAUGUGGCCAUUUAA